Messenger RNA from Cicer arietinum (chickpea), 2971 nucleotides. Its product is annotated as probable protein S-acyltransferase 19. Lineage: Eukaryota; Viridiplantae; Streptophyta; Magnoliopsida; Fabales; Fabaceae. Gene Ontology annotation, molecular function: protein-cysteine S-palmitoyltransferase activity. Gene Ontology annotation, biological process: protein targeting to membrane; peptidyl-L-cysteine S-palmitoylation. The record is from RefSeq and is a predicted model, not a curated record. Gene Ontology annotation, cellular component: Golgi apparatus; endoplasmic reticulum.
AUAUUUAAUUAAUUGGUUUCGUUUCCUAUUAUUCCUUUGUCUUUCUGCUGCUGGAAAUAGCAAGUGAGUGCGCGCGCUUGUUUUGUUAGUUUUAGGUCACUGAAUGAGUGAGUGACACUCUCACAAUUCACAAUUCACAAUUCUCAAUUCUCAAUUCUCAAUUCACCAAAGCUUCAGUCAUGGUCAGAAAACAUGGCUGGCAAUUACCUGCGCACACUUUUCAGGUUGUUGCAAUCACUGUAUUCUGCCUGUUGGUGAUUGCUUUCUAUGCUUUCCUUGCUCCAUUUGUUGGAGGUCAAAUAUGGGAAUACUCCUUUAUUGGUAUCUACUCUCCUGUGGCACUCAUUGUUUUCAUUCUUUAUGUCAGAUGUACUGCAAUUAACCCUGCAGAUCCGGGCAUUAUGUCUAAAUUUGACCGUAGAGUGGGAAAUAAGUUUGACGCUGCCCAUGGUUUAUUGGGUAAGCACCAAUCUUCUGAACAUGGCGAUGUUGUUGCAGGAGAGCACUCUUCCACGUAUUCCGCCGCUUCCAGAAGGUCUGUGACAAAUAUGAGCAAGAAAAGUUCAGUGGAAGAUCCCAGCAGAGUAGAUGAUUUGAGAAAUCAGAAUAUUCCAAACUCAUGUGAUGUAAUUGGAGGAAUUUUCUGCUUCGUGUUUUCUCAUGAAGAUUGCCGGAAACAGGAAGCAACAGCCGAUGAGCAGGGUGGUGGGGAAGAUGCUCUGUUCUGUACUUUGUGCAACGCUGAGGUGCGCAAGUUCAGUAAACAUUGUAGAAGUUGUGACAAAUGUGUUGAUGGCUUUGAUCACCAUUGUCGGUGGCUUAACAACUGUGUGGGGCAGAAAAAUUACCAUUCUUUUAUUUCUCUUAUGGCCUUUAGUCUUGCAUGGCUUGUUAUUGAAGCUGGAGUCGGCAUUGCUGUUUUAGUGCGUUUCUUUGUUAACAAGAGAGGAAUGGAAUCUGAAAUCAUUGAUAGACUUGGGAAUGGAUUCUCUCGUCCCCCAUUUGCUGUAGUUGUGGUCAUAUGCACUGCAGUUUCUGUCUUGGCUUGUGUGCCUUUGGGUGAGCUUUUCUUUUUCCACAUGAUCCUAAUCAGGAAGGGUAUCACAACCUAUGAAUAUGUUGUAGCAAUGAGAGCCAUGAGCGACGCACCUGCUGGGGCAUCUGUAGAUGAGGAUUUACCAAAUGAUGUACUUUACUCUCCAACAGGCUCAGCCACAACUGGUUUGAGUGGAGGAAGUUCUCUUGGGUUGCAGUACAAAGGGGCAUGGUGUACCCCUCCUAGGAUAUUCGUGGAUUAUCAGGAUGAAGUUGUGCCUCACUUGGAGCCUGGAAUGCUGCCCUCAACUGUUGAUCCAGAUGCAGCUGGGAUUGCAGAAAGAGGGCAAAGGAUGCCAAAAAGGCCUGUUCGUAUUAGUGCUUGGAAGCUAGCUAAGUUGGAUUCUCAAGAGGCGGUGAGAGCUGCUGCAAAAGCGAGGGCAUCUUCUUCAGUUUUGCGACCUGUAGAUAACCACCGUCCACCUGAUGCAGAAUUAAGUUCUAGUGGCAACAUGAGCAUGAGAAGUAGUAUGAGCACAGAGACUGGAACUAAUAAGGAAAUGAAAUAUGAGUCGAGAUUGUCUCCGGUGAGGAAUUCAAUUGCUCCCAGUCAAGGAAGUCGCGACGAGUAUGAAACUGGAACUUUAAGUAUGAGUAGUUUCAGUAGUCCAAGCCAUGUUCAAGAGGCAGUUACACUCAGUCCUCUUCCACAGGGGCGCACUUUGGGUGGCUUCAGGGCUGGUACUUCAGUUCCUAGUUUGGUGCCUGAGUGCCCUUUAACUUCUAAAACAACAUUCCCGAACUUUAGGAACCCAAUAUCCAAUCCUUCUCUUGGAUUUGAUGGAACAUUGAUGCCGAAGGGAACAAGUAACGACCCGUUAAUGCUUUCAGCUUCUGGCCCGUCCAUUCUAAGAGAUGUGAAACGGACAUCAGUUGUUUGGGAUCAAGAAGCUGGUAGAUAUGUAUCGGUUCCUUCAUUGCCUUCAGAAGCUCGAAAUAGGUCAUCCCUACAAGUAGAAUUGCCAAAUUCAGUUACUGAAACAAACAAUAUUGGAAGAAAACCAGUGAUACCUCCACAGGAGUUGUCGUCAUCUGCACCUAAGUCUCCAAGGCAGCAUGCACAGAAUCUGAUGUAUACAGGAGAUUCUAUCUUUUUUGGUGGUCCAUUUUUGAGUGUCCCUGCUAAGGAUGGUUUGAAAAAUGAAAGACAUUUGGGUUCAGUGGAGGCCCGUGAUAGCACAACAGUAAACUUGCCCCAAGAGCCAAGAUAUAGAAGAGAUUCACAUUCAAAUCAGCUUCCAGUGUUUGUUCCUGGUGGUUUUGAGAAUACUCUUCAACCUCGGUCCGGCAUGAAUUAGCUUAAGAUGUUUGAGAUUCCAAUGAGUUGGACACAGUUUUUGUUGGAGUCAAGAGGAUAGUGAAGAAGAAGGAUUUGAUGUUCAAAGGAACCUGUAAACACCAUGUUGGCCUUUCUGACUAUAUAUUAAUGGCGGGCAAGGGCAUUUGACUCCAUCAGCUAUAAGCGGUUGUUUAUCAAAUCAACAUUUAGGUUUGACAUCUGUCAUCUGACAGCGUGUAUGUUUGAGCUACAUCUCAAUGCCACUGAGCGUUUGAGAGAAUGAACUUCAUUCUUCUUUCUGCUGAGCAUGCCUUGAGAAAUGUGAAUCUUAAGUUUUGUGGUAGAUGAAAGCUAAAGCAGUUGGCAUGGAACUUCAUUAAAGCACGAGUUCUUAUUGGUGUAGUUUUUGUUUCACUAUAUAGAUGCUAAAAGUGAGUGAUGCAUUUUUAAAAGUAAAGUGUUUUGUGCAAAAAAUUAACCAUUUAGAUUGUGAAAAAGUAUUUUAGAUUUUAAAAUACAUUUCCCGUUACACAAGGAAAGUUACCACUAUCUACUGGUUUAAUGUUUUUAUGUAUGGAAAUUUUCCUUUUUGUUUAA